CUGUUGCAAAACUUUACUGAAAAGAGCUCAGCAGAAAAUCGAAUAUGGAAAUGAUGUUGUCUCUGACUCCAAUCUUUGUGUUGGGGCUAGUUGUGACAUUAUGUAUAGGAACAGACAUCGCCACGAUGCAGUGGAAUGGAAAGAAAAUCCAGUACUUCGACAGAGCAACAGCAUUAUUUGAGCAAUCUGAGGACUGCCUACCUGGAUUCUUCAAAGGAGUUUGGCAAAAUGAAACUUGCUACAUGUUUGUGACAGCUGAACUAACCAGGAGUGAAGCAAGUACAUUUUGCACAGAAGGCGCACUUGGAAAUGGUCUUGUUGCUAUACCAACUGAGUUACAUCAUGCACACAUUGUUGGCCAAAUUGUUAUGCAAACAGAACUCCGAGCAUCAUCCAGUUCAAGCCAGUACUAUUGGACCAGUGGAGAGAAUUUCUCAGGUCUUUGGACAUGGGGUACAUCACUUGAACCUUUUAACUACACAAAAUUUUGGACAGGGAGUACCCCUAGUACUGGUUUUCUAGCCUUGUAUGAAAGCCGUAGUGCUAGUCCCUCUCCGUACUAUGACUGGAUAAGCACAACCUCAAUUACUAAUGCAUACAGAUCAAUUUGCCAACACUUCAUUGUGUCUCGUUAAGUGUAUUAACUCAUAAAAAUUACAAUAAAAAGUAGAAAUGCAAAUAUUGUUGCAAACCCUAAUAA
Molecule: messenger RNA, 700 nt
Organism: Owenia fusiformis
Lineage: Eukaryota; Metazoa; Annelida; Polychaeta; Sabellida; Oweniidae
Source: the annotation of a GenBank genome assembly